AUGCUUUUCGGUCUUGCCGUCCUAGGCCUCUCGGCCCUGACUGGUGCGCUGGAGCUGCCCUCAUUCGCACCGGCCGAUUUGCCGCUCAGUACGAAAGAUAAUGAUGGGACAAUUGGGGGACGCUACGACGUCCGCCCGACUAUGGCAAUUACCCAAGAUCCAUUUCAGCCCGGGCUUAACAGCUGGUUCUACCUCGUGUGGUUGACCACCGUCGACGGCAGAAAGUACCACCUUACCAUAAACACGGUGCUCAGGGGCGCUAGCGAGCUAGGCUACAACGUUUCCGCCUUCCAGGGCCUACAAGACCUCUCCGACCUCACCACCACCGGCGGUGUCAUCCUAGAGUCGGGCACAUCGAGCAAAGAUCACCUUAAUAUCCACGCCCCCUCGCAGAACCUCACCACCGUGCAAGGCUCGGACAACUACACCGACGUGCACUACAGCGGCGAUUUCGCGGGCUUCGCCCUAGACCUGGACUUCCAGCCUACCGGCCGCAACUUCUACUACGGCGGCAGCGGCGGCUACACGCUCGCUCCCGUCAGGCCGAGCGACCUCUUCACCGUACCCCCCGGUUACUCUUGGUACUGGGGCAACCCGCACCUUCGCGUCUCCGGAAGCAUCAAAGUCGACGGCCAGGACGUCCAAAUCGAUUCCACGCAGUCCACCGGCUUCUUCGAGCGGCAGUGGGGCGUCAUGCAGCUGCGCAACUGGUACCUGCACUGGCUCUACCUCUCCAACGGCGUCGUGCUGCACAUUUGGAUCAACGAGCCCUCGACCACGGGCGCGCCCACCUCGGACAGCAUCGCCGUCGCCAGCGUCUGGUAUCCCAACGGCGCCUCCGAGGUGCUGCCCGUCGACGACACCACAAGCGCCUGGGACGCAGUGCGCGAUCCGGAGUCCGGGUACUUGUAUUUCAGCGAGUAUCGCAUCGACUUGCUGCAGGCGAAGAAUGCUUCGUUGCACGUAACGAGGCACGGAGGGUUGGAUGCCGUGUUGAAGCCGUUGGGCAAUAUCUCGGGCAUGUUGAAUGUUUCAGAGGCGUAUGCGCAGGGCGACGGGACGUGGAAUGGUGAGCAGGUGCAGAUUUGGGGACAUGUGGAACAGAUUUCGACUUUGGUCUAA
Diplodia corticola is the source of this 1122-nucleotide messenger RNA. RefSeq names its product mucin-1 (muc-1) protein. NCBI's taxonomy places the organism in Eukaryota, Fungi, Ascomycota, Dothideomycetes, Botryosphaeriales, Botryosphaeriaceae. The transcript is spliced from 4 exons. The coding region runs from base 1 to 1122 and encodes 373 amino acids. The record is from RefSeq and is a predicted model, not a curated record.